UAAAUGUACAUAAAAUUCAUUUGAAAGUCCAUUCAGGAUCGCGAAUUUCUUCUUACUUCAAACAUGUCACAUCAUCGUUAUAUAGUGUUUCCCGACGAUUACAAAGGAUACAGCGUAAACUUUUUCUGUAUUCCUAAACAUUACGAAGAUUCUUUAGAAUGUAUUCUAAUACCAUCUGGUAUCGUACAAGACAGAGUAGAAAGAUUAGCGAGAGAUAUUGUAGAAGACUUCGGACACGGACAAAUAGUGGUUCUAUGUGUUUUGAAAGGAGGUUAUAAAUUUUUUACGGAUUUAUUAGACAAAAUGAAACUUUUCGUUCAAGAUAAACUCGUUCAAAUAAAACUCGAUUUUAUUCGAUUAAAGAGUUAUGAGGACGAUCAAUCGAAAGGUACUAUCGAUGUAAUUGGAGGUGAUAAUCUUGAUUUAGAGGGAAAGGUACUGUACAUACGUCGAUUUAAAAGUUUUCUAUUACGAACCGUUUAGUUCGAUAAUUAUUAAAAAAAAAA
Molecule: messenger RNA, 506 nt
Organism: Centruroides sculpturatus (bark scorpion)
Lineage: Eukaryota; Metazoa; Arthropoda; Arachnida; Scorpiones; Buthidae
Product: hypoxanthine-guanine phosphoribosyltransferase-like
Exons: 4
Coding region: 64-483 (139 amino acids)
Biological process (GO): GMP salvage; guanine salvage; hypoxanthine metabolic process
Molecular function (GO): magnesium ion binding; hypoxanthine phosphoribosyltransferase activity
Source: RefSeq, a predicted model, not a curated record